CAGUGGGUGACUGUUGUAAACAAAACGCUGUACGGGAAGAUUGUAUACGCAUGCAUAUUGCAUGGAAAAAUUAAUUAAUAUACGGACUGCUCGACACAACUUUUGAUUUAUGAGAGAAAGUUCCCUCAGGAACGCGUCGUUUCCUUACGACUUCCUUGCAUUCGGCAAAGGACAACGACGGAGCCACGAGUUAGCGUGGACGAGCAUGAAAUAACGUGCGAAUUUGUAAAACGCUAAAACUUUCAAGAAAUAUAUUGCAGCGAGAUUUCAGGUUGUAACCUGCCGCCGAUUGAAACAACCUAUCGAUUGGUUGGCAAAGAUGAGAAGAGUAUAACCUCAAAGAUUUCGUCUACGUUAUACUUCCAAAGAUUCAUUGUAAACAAUCGCGUGUACGUUUACUUAAGAGUUAAAGAUGGAUCAAAUGCUUCCGAGUCCUGGGUUCAGCAUACCCAGCAUUGGCACACCUCUGCAUCAGCCAGAGGAAGACCAGCAAAUCCUGCCAAAUGCCCUGCAGCAACAGCAGUCGCAGCAGUUCCAGCAGCUGCAGCAGUUGCAUGCGAUGAGCCCUAAUAUGCCAAGCGGUAUGCUGAUGAUUACGACACCACAAAAGAAUAUGCACACGUAUGCCCCAACGCCAACGUUUGCAACACCACAGAGUCUCAUGCAGCCUCAAACACCGCAAAAUAUGAUGUCUCCGAUAGUACCACAAAAUAAUCAAAUAGCACCACCAUCAAUAGGCCCUGCGACCCCAGGACCAAUGACACCAAUGACUCCGGCUUCCGCGGAUCCUGGAAUAUUGCCACAAUUGCAGAAUAUCGUGUCUACCGUUAAUCUAAGUUGUAAAUUGGAUUUGAAGAAAAUAGCUCUUCAUGCUAGAAAUGCUGAAUACAAUCCGAAAAGGUUUGCGGCCGUUAUAAUGCGAAUAAGAGAACCAAGAACUACUGCACUGAUAUUUAGUAGUGGCAAAAUGGUUUGUACUGGCGCCAAGAGCGAAGGAGAUUCACGUCUUGCAGCCAGAAAGUACGCGAGAAUUAUCCAGAAAUUAGGUUUUCCAGCAAAGUUCCUAGAUUUUAAAAUCCAAAAUAUGGUCGGUAGCUGUGAUGUUAAGUUUCCAAUUAGAUUGGAAGGUUUAGUGUUAUCUCAUGGGCAGUUUUCAUCGUACGAACCAGAGUUAUUUCCAGGUCUAAUAUAUAGGAUGGUCAAACCUCGAAUUGUACUGCUCAUAUUCGUCUCAGGAAAAGUAGUAUUAACAGGUGCAAAGGUUCGCAAGGAAAUUUAUGAAGCCUUUGACAACAUCUAUCCAAUACUGAAGAGCUUUAAAAAGCAAUGAUUCUACAUAGCGUGUUUUUUUACAAUUGGGUAUAAUUUGUUUUCCAACUCUUUGUCAACCAACUUUAUUUCUAAUAGAUUAGUUUUGUAAUAUAAAACUGUAUACAGAUAAGCAAACUACUACAGUUAAUCCCGUCAUGUGUUGAGUUGCACAGCAUUGUUAAAUAUUUCUUUAGUUUAAUAUACAAGAUAUCUCAAAAUGGAUAUUCUCCUCUGCAGAUCUUUUCUCAGUUUAUGAAAUUCAUCUUUAAUGAAAAUUUGACCCAUAAUUUUGGAAGAAAGAUCUUCAAAUUAACUGAAGAAACUGUAAAAAGAAUAUCUACUGAUUUUGGAAUGUAAUGCACAAGUCAAUUAACACAUAGAUUAGUUAUAUAAUUUGUAAAAUAUUUCCAUUUCUUUACAAAAAAUAUUAAUUUUUUCAUGUUUGUAAAAAGCAAAUAGUGUGUACAAUUAAUGUAAUCAAUUUCGCGUUUUCAUUUAUUUUCCAAAUUAAUUUUUUAUUUGUUUUUCAAACCAGUCAUUCAAUUAAUUGAUAAUGAAAAAUAGAAGUUCUAAAGGUACAUCUAUGUGUACCUGUAAUCAGAAAUUUCUGAACCUUCCCUUUGCCUUCCUCAAAGAUAAUAAUAGCACAUAUAAUUCUGCAUUUAUAAAAUAGUAUCUUCUAGCGAUACAGUGCCUCGAUUAAGACUAUAUGAGUGAUCCAUGUACAUACUUUAAUUCAUUUUCAAUUUUAACUCUUAGCAGAUACUAUGAGUUUUCUUAGAUUCCGUCAUAAAAAAUAUUAUCAUGAUUAUAUAAUAGAGAAUAUUAAAAAAAUACAUUAUAAAAGAUUUGUUAUACAACAUGAUUACAGUAAUGAUUAUAUGAAUAACAUAAUUGUUAUGACAAUAUUUCUAAUAAAACAAACUUUUUUAUUUGAAUUCUUUAAAUACAGAGAUUAUCUGUUACUAUAUACUUCAAUAACAUUUAUAAUAUCUACUGAGAGUUAAUUAUUGUCAUGUGCUCUUGAGAAAAUUAUUGUAAUACCAUCGAAGAAUUUUCUGUUUAAUUAUUAAUUAUUAAAAUUUAUUUGAUACAAGUA
Molecule: messenger RNA, 2410 nt
Organism: Monomorium pharaonis (pharaoh ant)
Lineage: Eukaryota; Metazoa; Arthropoda; Insecta; Hymenoptera; Formicidae
Gene: Tbp
Product: TATA-box-binding protein
Exons: 6
Coding region: 413-1330 (305 amino acids)
Biological process (GO): DNA-templated transcription initiation
Molecular function (GO): RNA polymerase II general transcription initiation factor activity; DNA binding
Source: RefSeq, a predicted model, not a curated record